AAAUAAUUCCAGUAUUCCGAGAAGAGAACUGAAUAGUCUCCUGUGGCUAUCAGUGAGGUGGGCAUCCACUUAGACCAAGCCAGAGGCUGGACAGCUGGCAAUGCUGCAUUGUGCUAAGGACAUGGAAAUCUCAGUGGGGGCUUCUGGCUGAUACCUCGAGCCCACAUGGGGUCUUCUUCAGGUGCUUAGGAGGGCCAAGCCUUUCCAGGACAUGUCCUGCAUGCAGAAUGAAGUCCAGAGCUUCUUUGAUGUGGACCCGGCCGCAGCUGGAUGAGCUCUGCAUGGCAGAGAGCGUGUUGCACUGUUUCUCUUGCUGAGAGGAGGAAGAUCAAGAGGGAGACCACACUGCAGAGGACCCUGCGCCAGCCAGGCUGCAUAGACCGACACAAGUGCCGAAUGCUGGACAGGCUUCCUUUACAUCCUCUCCACGUUUUCAUGAGCCACUUCCAAGCCCACACGCAGACCCUUCUGGCAGGUGUUAGAGUCCCCCUGAACCUCAUCCCACCACCAGACAUUCAGAAAAGUUUAGCUUAAAGGCCUAAAUAUGACAGUUGCCACUGGAGAUCCCACAGAUGAAGCAGCAGCUUUGCCUGGUCAUCCUCAGGACACCUACAAUCCAGAAACUGACCAUGAAUGUUGCGAGAGGGUGGUCAUCAACAUCUCAGGACUGCGCUUUGAAACACAGCUCAAGACACUUGCUCAGUUUCCAGAGACCUUGUUAGGAGACCCUAAAAAGAGAAUGAGAUAUUUUGAUCCCCUUCGGAACGAGUAUUUCUUUGACCGAAACAGACCCAGCUUUGAUGCUAUUUUGUACUACUACCAGUCUGGUGGCAGGUUGAGGAGGCCUGUUAAUGUCCCCUUAGACAUCUUCUCAGAAGAGAUAAGGUUUUAUGAACUUGGGGAGGAAGCUAUGGAGAUGUUUCGGGAGGAUGAAGGUUACAUCAAGGAAGAAGAGCGGCCUUUACCAGAGAAUGAGUUUCAGAGACAAGUGUGGCUGCUGUUUGAGUAUCCAGAAAGCUCUGGGCCAGCCAGGAUUAUAGCAAUUGUCUCUGUCAUGGUCAUUUUGAUCUCAAUUGUAAGCUUCUGCCUGGAAACUUUGCCUGUGUUCCGGGAUGAGAAUGAUGAGAUGCACGGCAGCAGUAGCAACCCAAGCUCUUACUCCAAUAGCACUAUGGGGUCUCAGCAGCAAACAUCUUUCACAGACCCUUUCUUUAUAGUGGAGACGCUCUGCAUCAUUUGGUUCUCCUUUGAGUUCUUGGUGAGAUUCUUUGCCUGCCCCAGCAAAGCUGGCUUUUUUACCAACAUCAUGAACAUCAUUGACAUUGUAGCCAUCAUCCCCUACUUCAUCACACUUGGAACGGAACUGGCUGAGAAACCAGAAGAUGGCCAACAAGGUCAGCAGGCAAUGUCUCUUGCCAUCCUCCGAGUGAUCCGCCUGGUGAGGGUCUUCAGGAUCUUCAAGCUCUCCAGGCACUCCAAGGGAUUGCAGAUCCUCGGACAGACCCUGAAGGCCAGCAUGAGGGAGCUGGGCCUCUUGAUAUUUUUCCUCUUCAUUGGUGUCAUUCUCUUCUCCAGUGCUGUCUACUUUGCGGAGGCCGACGAGAGCGAAUCUCAGUUUCCCAGCAUCCCUGAUGCUUUUUGGUGGGCUGUGGUUUCCAUGACAACAGUUGGCUAUGGAGACAUGGUCCCCACGACCAUAGGUGGGAAAAUAGUUGGUUCCUUGUGUGCCAUUGCAGGUGUAUUAACAAUUGCCUUACCAGUGCCGGUUAUAGUGUCUAAUUUCAACUACUUCUAUCACCGUGAGACAGAGGGAGAGGAGCAAGCUCAAUACUUGCAAGUCACCAGCUGCCCAAAGAUCCCUUCUUCCCCUGACCUAAAGAAAAGCAGAAGUGCCUCCACUAUUAGUAAGUCUGAUUAUAUGGAGAUACAAGAAGGUGUGAAUAAUAGCAAUGAGGACUUUAGAGAGGAGAACUUGAAAACAGCCAACUGCACCCUAGCUAACACAAACUAUGUUAAUAUAACCAAAAUGCUAACUGAUGUCUAGCUAAUAAUAAUAAAAAAAACAACCCUAAUAACUUAUUUAAAACUUGAGUGGAACAAUUGCAGAUGUUGCAUAAUACCUUGCAUUGUAGUUAAUACAAAAUGUUCUACAACGUGUAUUGGUUCUGCAUGGGAAGCAAUAGUCGUGUUAAGUGACUCUUUUUAACAUUUGAUGCUCAAUAAGCUUUCAUGCAACCCCUCCCCCCAUCACAGACUUCUGGUUUUCCAAUUAUAUGGCACAAUUAAAGCAAAAUUAUGUCACAAUAUCAAAUGAAAGGCAUUGGAGAAAAACAAAACAAACCACCUCCCCAUGUAAACCAACAGUAACAAACAAAUGCCAUCUAGCAUAAAUAUAAUUUAAUAUAGAACUCAGCCCAUGCAAAAAUAUAUCCCAAGGAAAUAGUAUGCAACUAUACAUCUAGCUUUCAAGCUUCAGGAAUUAUACAAAAGGUCAUGCAUAGUUUAAUUAAUGGAACUUCCAUCCAAAUUACUUUAAGGUUCAGAUUUCCAGAUCAGAAAUGCCAAAGGGAGAAUAUACCAUGCAGGGUCGUGCUUCUGAACCAAAAAUGCUGCAUUGGAUUCAUCCACUGCAGCAUGUCAGUGUGAGGCUCGCGGGCGGCACUGUUUAGUAGGACAUUUUCUGUUGCUUUGGUAGAGAUACAUCAAGAGCCUGGAGACAUUUCUUUUUUUAAAGAACACAUGUAUUAUUAUUAUUUUUUGCUGGUUUGGGGGUCACCGACAUAUUCAGGACUGAAAAGCAUCUUGUUUCAAAUGCUGGAGCAACUAAGCUGUGGCCUAGAAUAUAUUUAUACUGCAGUGAAAUUUAACCCAGUAUUACAGUAAAGCUGCAUGGAUAUUU
Lacerta agilis (Sand lizard) is the source of this 2899-nucleotide messenger RNA. It is a transcript of the gene KCNA2, whose product is annotated as potassium voltage-gated channel subfamily A member 2. Gene Ontology annotation, molecular function: protein binding; delayed rectifier potassium channel activity. The transcript is spliced from 2 exons. Lineage: Eukaryota; Metazoa; Chordata; Lepidosauria; Squamata; Lacertidae. Bases 545 to 2044 code for a protein of 499 amino acids. The record is from RefSeq and is a predicted model, not a curated record. Gene Ontology annotation, biological process: potassium ion transmembrane transport; protein homooligomerization. Gene Ontology annotation, cellular component: voltage-gated potassium channel complex; juxtaparanode region of axon; axon terminus.